AAAACCCGAUCCACAGACCCGAUUCGAGAAAAAACCCAUUAAUGACACCCAGAUCCGAGAAUCAGUUGUUAUUAGUUGGUUCCUCCUCCCUCCGCCGCCUCUCCGAUUCUGUUUCCACCUUCAAAACACAAGAAUGUCCGUUAAUGGCGGCGGCGACGGUGCUGAACUUUCUGCAGAGCAAUGUAAAAUCGAAUAUAUUCCGGGCAAGCUCCCAGUUCCUCCUCACCUACAACCCACUGUGAGCGUUCUUGCUGCUGUGAUUGAAGCUUCGCAUGCCAGUACUCUAAUCAGGAAGUUAAAUAAAAUUGCACCCUUGGAAAACCUUCGCCACGUCAAACGUAUACGGAAGAAACGCCUUGAUGGAGGUAAAUAUGAGUUAUCUUUGAUCUUAUGUUUGGCUUCAGAAACUGAUGGGCAAUUGGGUGGCAUCCCAACUGAUGUGCUUGAGUUCAUUAAGGAAUACCAGUUGAGUAGUUUUGUUGCCAAAGUUUGCAAAUAUGCUGCUUUAACAAAAGAAGAAUGGGAUGAGCAGUGCAAGUUGUGGCCAACGUCUUACCACCCACCUACAUAUAAUAUUGCUGGCAUUACUGGGUUCAGUGAGGACGAUACAAGAUCUAUUGUUGACUUCAUGAAAUAUGCGGCUGAUUUGGCGAGAUCAAGUGACAAUCGGGUAGUCAAUGCUGCUGUUAUCGUUGAUCCUUCUACUAAACAGGUUAUUUCAAGUGCCUGUGACCAAGUCUUUUCUUGGACCACUGCUGAAAGUAACAUCAACAUUGAAAAGAAUGGUUUAGAUCCUAACACUUCCCUGAACUGCCCCGGCACAUUUGAAUCGAAAGAACAUACGAAGUUGCCAUCCUCUGCAUCCUCUGAUCCUGGAAGCUUUUCUAAUUGUGUAUCUUGCUUGCAUCCAUGGCGGUGGGCUGAGCAAGAGUUUGGGGAAAGUUCUGAAUCUUGGCAUCCUCUGAGGCAUGCUGCUAUGGUAGCUAUUGAGUAUUCUGCUAACCAGGAUAGACUGCUUUUUCCUAAUGAUGGGCAUAGUGGAGCAGAGAUCAUUUUGGAGGAAUGUGUGUCUUUUCCUUCAACUGAAUCACCUUCUAAAAGACAAAAGACCAGCCUUAAUAAUGUAAUCUGACCUGGGUUCCUUACUUGUUCUUGAAUUGUGUUUGUUUUCCCUGGUUUGUAAAGUGAUAAUAAAUGCAAAAAGUGGAGUACAGUGCAUUAUUUUGUUAUACACUAUGUGCAGAAAAUAGACUAUUUCAUAACAUUGAUGUUGAUUUCCUUUUCAGGUUGAGGAUGGUGAGAAUCAUGAGCUGAGGGCUAGAAGUUCUGAUUCAGUCAGACCUUAUUUAUGUACCGGAUAUGAUAUCUUUUUUGUCUGGGAGCCAUGCAUUAUGUAAGUUUGGCAACCUCACACUAUCAGUUUUUUACAUAGCUGUUUAUGUUUUGAGUCCUUUUCUUUUUUACUCCCAGUAGUGGUGGUUUUCUUAGUUAUUGUCCAUUAGACAUGAAGUAUGUUUUCGUUUUGCUUAGAUGGCCUCUGUAAGUAUGCAACAUGAGAACUAUAAGCUCUUAUGGCAUUUUGAUUACUUAAAUACCUUAAACUGGGACUAAGUUAAUUGAAAGAAGGAAUAAAUGCAGAGGUCAGAAAUUCCAAAGAAAGAAAACUAGAGGGUGUGAGAUUUGAUUGGUAAGUCUGUCCGCACUGUGAGAUUGUGCAUAAGAGAUUGGUCAGUGUUAAUUUUUGUUGUUUGGCGUCACUUCAUCUCACUUGAUAUUAUGAUUCUACGCUGAAUCUAGGUGUGCGAUGGCACUUGUGCAUCAGAGAGUUAGGCGCAUAUUUUUUGCUCUUCCCAACAAAACUGCUGGUGCACUUGGAAGUGUUCACAGGUUACAAGGAGAGACAAGUUUGAAUCACCAUUUUGCUGUUUUCAGGGUUUCAUUACCUGAAGAAUUACUGAAUUUUGAUAGUAAAAACAGCCGAAACUUAUUAGGAUCAUCAGAUUAAAAGUCUUGUCGACUUUAGCAAUUAAGAUACUCUAAUGUAACCUUGUUCAUCUCGAACCACUAGUUUUAGGCUGUUAUAGUUCUAGAAAGCUUGUAUUUGAAUUCAUCUUGGGGGGUGAGAGUGAGAGCAGCUUCCAAUAGUUUUAAUAGGAUUGAUUUAUUAGGUUGCCAAAACUGACGGGAACCAGUCCAAGGCUCGUCUUCUUGCCAGCAUAAUUGAUACGUUUUACACUGACAUUUUCAGAGAAUCGCCAAUGUUGUUCACUUUGAAUCACUUCUAGCAGAAACAAUGCAAUCAAUUUUCCGAACAAAAGUGAAAAUGAUUUGCUAGGAUUGUAUCAUUAUCAUAUACUCCCUCCGUCCCAUAAUUAUUGUUCAGUUUUACUAAAAUGAAAGAUUUUAUUUUUGGUCAAACUUAACUAUAUUUUACCUUAAACAAUCG
Messenger RNA from Oldenlandia corymbosa var. corymbosa, 2446 nucleotides. The record is from the annotation of a GenBank genome assembly. Lineage: Eukaryota; Viridiplantae; Streptophyta; Magnoliopsida; Gentianales; Rubiaceae.